AGAUUAUUGUCAAUGUCAAAACGAUCGCUUGACUGCUUGAACUCGAAAUUGCAGCCGUUUGAUUUAGUGCAGAUUGUUAUAGUUACUGAUCUUAGAUUUGUAAUGAGUGAUACUUUAUUUUUCUAAUUACUAUUGUUGGGACUUACCACAUUUGACAGCAAUGUUUUCUACGAGCUCGCAGAGAAAGUUCUGGACGUUUAGUGACGAAAGUGAGCUAGCUCGUCUACGCGAAAAGCAGAACUUGGAAUACAUCGCAAAACAUGGUGCGCACAUUGACGAGUUCCAAAGAUAUAAUUUCUUUUUGGCUCCUGACGAAGAACGGCUGCUGUUGCGACAAUACGACUUAUUUUUAAAAGAAUUCUGUAAGAAGUUCUGUCCGCCUAUGCCUAAAGGAGUGAUCGGUACUGCGUUCCACUAUUUUAAAAGGUUUUACCUGUAUAAUUCCACUAUGGAUUACCACCCGAAAGAAAUACUCGCUACAUGUGUAUAUUUAUCUUGUAAAGUUGAGGAAUUCAAUGUGUCUAUUGGUCAGUUUGUUGCUAAUCUCAGAGGGGACCGUGAGAAAGCAUCUGACAUCAUACUAAAUUUGGAAUUACUUCUUAUGCAGCAGUUGAACUACCACUUGAUAAUACACAAUCCGUUCAGACCUGUUGAGGGUUUCCUUAUUGAUAUUAAAACACGAUGCACACUUGCAAAUCCAGAACGCCUUAGGACAGGUAUUGAUGAAUUCCUUGAAAAGGUAUUCUUGACUGAUGCAUGCCUGUUGUACGCUCCAUCGCAGAUAGCCUUAGCAGCUGUGUUGCAUGCGGCGAGCAAGGAGCAGGAGAACCUAGAUAGUUAUGUUACUGAUAUGUUGUUCAGAGAAGCAGGGCCAGAUAAGUUGGCCAUCUUGAUUGAAGCCGUGAGGAAAAUUCGGUCACUGGUGAAGAUGGUGGAGACACCUGCAAGGGAGAAAGUUAGAGCCAUUGAGAAGAAAUUAGACCGGUGUCGCAAUCAGGAGAACAAUCCAGAUAGUGAAGUUUAUAAGCGCCGGAUGAGAGAAGCAAUUGAUGAUGAUGUUCCCCACCCUGGCCCCAGCAGAAUGUCCCUCGACACCAGUGGAGUCAAUCAGAUGAUGUUACCAUCAGCGUCCUAGCCCUUCUUUUUCUAAUGCUCAAGUGUAUCCUGUUUCUAAGGGUAUAGGUGCUGGUUCUGUCCAUUCAACUACUUGCUGGGAGUUGCUUAUUCAAAUGGUAACAACAUUGUGCAGUGAAAUAUGUGUACAUUAAAUAUUUGAAUGGGCAAAGCCGAAUGAAAUUCCAUGUUGAGAGAAUUGACUUGAGCAUAUGGAACAAAUUGUCAUAACAUUUGCCAGCGGCCUGGCCGGUGUGGUUUACUUACCUCUAAGGGACUCUUAAGAUGACUCCUUUCUGGUACUUGGAAUUAUCAAGUUAUUGACUUUUAAUAUUAGUUAAUUUACAUUUUGACCAUUGUAUACAUAUAUCUGAUAAAUUAUAAAUUAAGCUAACUUUAUAUGAUAAACAAUAUUGACAUAAACCAAGUACUAGGGACCUUACAUACUAUUUUAUAAACAUUAUUAUGAGAUGUGAAGUUUUAGUAGCAAUUUUAUAUUAUGUACAAAGUUGUUAUGCAUAGGUUAAUGAAGUUAUAGUUAUCGAUUUUAACUUUGUAUGUGUAUAGCGAAUAAUUACUGGAUAAACAAUCUCUUUCCCCAACGUGCUGACUCAAGUAAUGUGACAAAUAUCAAUUAGGGUAUUUGACUGGUUCAGAAAUGAAUUACAAAAUUCUAAUCUAGAAAUAAAAGUCUAAUGUGAUCAAAAAUCAAUCUGAUUUUACUUUUAGACUUAUUUCGGAAUUUUAUUUAUGAAUUAGGUAACAAUAAAUAUGACAUUUGACUGUUUUUAUUGAUGAUGUCACAGUACAGUAUUUCCAUACAAACUCCAAAAGCAACUUUGGUUUUGAUGUUUCAUAAAAAGUAUCUCAUUUGACUAGGCUAUCAAGUAGCCUAUUGACAUGGAAAUAUCUAUAUCAUGUGGAUGCAUUUUGUUCAUUUUAUGUACCAAGUCUUAUGGUGUAGGUAGGGGGCAGUAAUUUUGUAUGCACUAUACGUAAUUUUUUCAAUGUUUGUAUUACAUAAAUGGCUAAAUGAAUAAUAGUAUAUAACAAUAUAAAGUAUUUUCUUUUCUCUUCUUUUUUCCAUUUUAUUAAACGAGACAUUACUCAGUUAUAAGUAUGAGGAAUAAAGUAAGGUGGAAACUCGAGUCUUCUUUUGAUGUUCUAGCUGCUUCAAUUCUUCAAGAAAUCUUCUUCAAACAAACUGUAAUAAGAAAUGCUUGUAAAUUAAAUCGUUUGCAACUUAACAUCUCUUGUGGUCCUAGAGAAAUCCUCUGUGGUAGUUUUCUAUGUCAAAAAUAAAUGAUAAAAGUUGACUACUCAAUUAGCUACAGAUCUAACACGAAUAAAAAAUAUUUUCUUUUU
Messenger RNA from Pectinophora gossypiella (pink bollworm), 2478 nucleotides. RefSeq names its product cyclin-H (gene CycH). Gene Ontology annotation, cellular component: nucleus; transcription factor TFIIK complex. NCBI's taxonomy places the organism in Eukaryota, Metazoa, Arthropoda, Insecta, Lepidoptera, Gelechiidae. Bases 161 to 1135 code for a protein of 324 amino acids. The transcript has a single exon. Gene Ontology annotation, molecular function: cyclin-dependent protein serine/threonine kinase regulator activity. The record is from RefSeq and is a predicted model, not a curated record. Gene Ontology annotation, biological process: regulation of transcription by RNA polymerase II; regulation of cyclin-dependent protein serine/threonine kinase activity; DNA-templated transcription.